GUCACAUACAAAUGUCAGUUGCGAAAAAGUUGAUAUAGUUUUUUUUUUCAUCGAAAUAUAAACAUAAAUAAAUCAGUAAUAACUGUACAUAAUGUUUUAGAUGUAAUUGGAUCUAGUUGUGAACUUUUUAGGUUUAACUAAAAAAAUGAAGAAAACUUUCUUUUUUUGCAUUUACUUAUUUUUAUCUAUCAAUAUCUUGUGUGUUACCGGUGAUGUAUUUAAAGAAGAAAUUUUCAUUAAACCCUUGCCCCCAAUGCACUUAUAUGUUAAUUUUCAAUUCAUCACUCAAAUAAUUGGUGAUGCAUUUGAGCAUUCUCAUUUAGCGCCACGAUCAUUGAGAGAAAUUAUGUCUCAUUAUCAAGUUGAAGAGUUACAUUUAACUUUAACUGAAGGGCAAUGGAGACAUAAACAGUGGGGAUAUCCAGUUCUUGAUGCAGCACCUGGUGCAGAACUGUAUGCAUGGUUUUCACCAAAUGUUUCAAAUGUAGAUGAACAAUGGAAGAAAUUAAGUUCUACAUUAUCUGGUCUUUUUUGUGCUUCACUAAAUUUCAUAGACAACCACAAUACAAUAUCACCACAAAUGGCCUUGUGGCCUCUAGGAGCCAUGUAUACUAAUGUUAAUAGUACAUCAUACUUGAGAUAUGCAUCACUACCCAGAGAAAUAGUAUGCACAGAAAACUUAACUCCUUGGAAAAAAUUACUACCGUGUGAAUCUAGUCAUGGAUUUGCAGCACUUCUAAAUUCAAGGUUAAUUCAUAACACAAAUUAUCAUUCUAUUGGCGUCCAUGUAAGAAAAACAUGCCAGAAUGAAGAUUGUACUGAUCACAACUUGGAAAUAAAACAAACGGUUUCUCUUGUGUAUGACUUUAAAAUAAUAAAUAGUGUAAAUUGGUCCUUCAAGUUACUAUUUGGACAAGGGCUGUUUGGGGCAUGUCCCAUGUCCACAUCAAGCAAAAUCUAUGUUGAUAUAACAUCAAACUCAACAGUACCAUUUAAAUUAACACCAUUACCACAUAAUAUAGCUCGAUCAAGCAGAGGAGGAAGUGAAACUAUAUUUGCAAUAUAUGAUAUAAACCAUGAUACUCCAAUGAUAAACAUUGGUGCAAAAUAUGGUAUAGAUAAUAAAUUUUUAUUGCCAGUAUCACCACCUCUACAUUUUAAUAGAUAUGUGUUGGGAUAUGGAAAGGAGUUUGGUGGGAUAGUAACUGAAAUUACAAACACCUAUUGGGCACCUAUAGAUAUUGUUUUAUUAGAGAAUGCCCCAUGGUGGCUGCCAAUACAAUUAAGCACUCUUCGAGUUAAUGGAGAGGCCGAAAGCAAUUUAGUAAUGAAACAGUAUUAUUCUCCGGGCAGAAGUAGACAGAGGCCAUACCAUUUGGAAUUAUUGAUUAGAUUGCCACCGAAAUCUACCACAACAGUGACCAUAGAUUUUGAAUUUGUAUUCUUAAAAUGGCAAGAAUAUCCACCUGAUGCUAAUCACGGAUUUUAUAUAGGCUCUGCUAUAAUUUCAGCCAAUUUACCAACAGCAAAAAAUUAUACUAGUCUUCCCAUAGAUGGUGUGACUUUUGAUUCUGUCUUUAAUGCUUCAAAACCUUGGUACUCUGCAGUGUUCAGAACCAAUGGAGCAAUGGUCUCAUUACCUACGCCUGAUUUUAGUAUGCCAUAUAAUGUUAUUUGUCUUGCAUGUACUGUUGUUGCAUUAGCAUUUGGCCCUCUUCACAAUAUUUGCACCAAAGAAUUAGUAUUAAAACCAACUGGAUCGCCUCUAUCAUUACGCCAAAAAGUUAUUAACUUUUUUAAGAAAAAGAAGGAUUAGUAUU
Messenger RNA from Zerene cesonia (dogface butterfly), 1820 nucleotides. RefSeq names its product GPI transamidase component PIG-T (gene PIG-T). The record is from RefSeq and is a predicted model, not a curated record. Gene Ontology annotation, cellular component: GPI-anchor transamidase complex. Gene Ontology annotation, biological process: attachment of GPI anchor to protein. NCBI's taxonomy places the organism in Eukaryota, Metazoa, Arthropoda, Insecta, Lepidoptera, Pieridae. The transcript is spliced from 3 exons. Bases 146 to 1816 code for a protein of 556 amino acids.